UUUUUUAUCCUUUGCCCCCCACCCCCCUUCUCCCUUCCAAGAAGUCGCAUAAGGGUCUUUGGUGGUGCUUGGAGCUGAACUGCAGCACUGAAAGAGUUGAAGAGAAACAUUUGUUAAUUGAAGUGGACAAGACUGGACCUCAGAGUGUAGACUCUGGAUCCAGGCCAUGAGGUUUUAUGCCUCACUCUAGUAAUUGGAGACACUGGACCUAAAUGGCGCAGCAUGACUUUGUCCCUGCCUGGCUAAGCUUUUCAACGCCACAACCAUCUAAGUCCCCUGCAGCAACUUUUGAGAAACAUGGAGAACAUCUUAAUCGAGGAGAAGUCCGCUUUGGAGGGAAUCGCAGGAGGCACAAUUCCUCUGAUGGAUUUUUUAACAAUGGACCUCUUCGAACACCUGGAGAUGGAUGGCACCAACCUUCUCUACUCCGUCAUGAUUCUGUGGACUCUGGAGUUUCCAAAGGGGUUCAUCUUGGAACUGUUACAAGUCAGGGAUGGAAAGACAACCCUGGAUGGCAUGGUCAGCGUCAUGAUCCUGUGAACCAGCGCAGUGGUAGUAGUAGCAGCGGCAGCAAUGGUGGCAGCGGAACAGGAGGUGGUAAUGGGGGAAAUGGUGUAGGAGGGAAUGGUGGUGGAAGCAGCAGUUCUGGACAUCGGCAUUGGAAUGGCAACUUCCAUCCUCGGAAAAAUACAGCUUUUCAGGAUAAAACAUCCACUGAAACUAAGGAAGAGAAGAAAGAAGAAAAGGAAGAAAAGCUUCAGUUUGUGGAGGAAGAUUUUCCCCUGCUAAGCCCGAUAGGUUCUACAGGCAAAAGCAGUUCACAAAUCAGGGCUGUUGGUUAUCAAAAGGGUCUGUGGGAAAAUCCUCCUAGUGCCAAGCAAGGUGUUUCAAAGAUGCUGGUCAUCAAAAAAGUUUCAAAGGAAGAUCCUGCUGCUGCCUUCUCUGCUGGAUUCAUUAGUUCAGGUCCACUUCCGACGAAUGUGAAGACCAUCGCCGUUGGUCCAAGUGUCUAUAAAAACUUAGUUCCCAAACCAGCUGCACUUUCCUCCAAGCCUGGACCAUGGAAACCCAACAGAAGUGAAGCCAAACCUGGUCUCUUUUUUCCUGGUCGAGAUUCUGCUUUUACUAGUCCUGUGUCUGCAACCAGCCCUGUGGUACAGGCAAAUGGUUCAGUCCAGACCUCCCCCAAAGAGAGCCCCUCUAGCACCACUCCUCCAAUUGAGAUAAUCCCUUCACGCUUAAUGAAGCUGACAAAGCGCAGCACAGAUAAGAAAAGUGAGUUUCUAAAGGCAUUGAAAGAUGGCAGGAGUGAAGACAUCUCUGAACAUGGGGAGGUUUUGGAACCCAGGGAAUUGGACAAAUUGGAUGAGAUAGAGAGCAGUUCUCCUGAGACAAAAGAAAAUGGAGAUGAGCAGUGCCGUCAUCGAAAUGGUCUCUCUGUCUCACCUGAUGAUGGCACAGAUCACCUUUCAAGUUCUUUGGAAGUAGAUCACCUCUCCCACUCUCUGGAAGCAGAACACAGGUUGUUAAAAGCAAUGGGAUGGCAAGAAGAUUCUGAAAAUGAAGAGAAUUACCGUCCUAUAACAGAGGAUGAGCUCAGAGAAUUUGAAGCUAAGACUGAGCAGUGGAGAAAAAGCUUUGACAAGAAUGGUCUCCUGAAGGGGCGAAGUGCUGCCUUUUUUUCUCCCUGGAAAAGCACUUUUCGAUUUGGACUGAGUGAAGACUAUGACACUGAAACCAGCAGUAGCAGUGAAACAUCAGAUGACGAUGUCUGACGAGGGGCGUGGAGAAGUCCAGACAACAACAGGUUUCUCCACAUUACCAGAGGAUGGAUCAGAUAUGAAUGGAACCGCUUCCAUUUCAUCUUCAUUUUAGUUUUCUCAUGCACCUGGGGAAAACAGUUGUAUCCCAAAGACAAAAAAAAUGUGGCUUGUUUCGCUUUGCAUCUGCCUCCUUUUGCCUUGUGUUAUGCUUCAUCAAGCAUAAUUUGAGUAGCUGAGUUUUAGGCAAAAACAUGGGCAGUGCACACUUUAUUUGCAGAAGUAUGGAUUGUUAACAGAAUAAUAAACUGUAAUGUCAGCUUCUGAAGAAACUUUCUGCGCCUUCUGUGUGCAACUUUUUUGGGGGGUAGCAGUUGUGCAAAAACAAUCAUUGUGAAUGACAAAUUAAUGAUUAUUGAAGUUAAUACUGUGUUUAAAUUAAAAUUAACAGACAGCUGAAUUCAUUCAUGAUGGGGGUUUUGGCUUGGUUUAAAAAAGCUUUUUUUCACUUAACCAAGAGUUUUGUUUUUGUUUUUGUUUUGGUACAGCUGUAAAAUAUUCAGAAAUAGGAAUUUUUGCAUUUUUUCUUGCAGCCUUGAUAUUCAGGGUGGAUUGUAAAAUAUAAAUUUUUGUGAGAUUUCAAAGAUUAAGAUUAUUUUGAUAACAUUAUUUACAGAUUAAAAAGUGGUUAUCACAUGAAUGAGGAAAAAAAAAACUACUGCAUCAAAAAAAUCUUGGAAUAAAUAUUUUGCAUCAGUUU
This is a messenger RNA of Protopterus annectens (West African lungfish), 2520 nucleotides long. RefSeq names its product GC-rich promoter binding protein 1 like 1 (gene GPBP1L1). Gene Ontology annotation, molecular function: DNA binding; RNA binding. Gene Ontology annotation, cellular component: nucleus. NCBI's taxonomy places the organism in Eukaryota, Metazoa, Chordata, Ceratodontiformes, Protopteridae. The transcript has 12 exons. Bases 213 to 1775 code for a protein of 520 amino acids. Gene Ontology annotation, biological process: DNA-templated transcription; positive regulation of DNA-templated transcription. The record is from RefSeq and is a predicted model, not a curated record.